Molecule: messenger RNA, 10527 nt
Organism: Phyllopteryx taeniolatus (common seadragon)
Lineage: Eukaryota; Metazoa; Chordata; Actinopteri; Syngnathiformes; Syngnathidae
Gene: pik3c2a
Product: phosphatidylinositol-4-phosphate 3-kinase, catalytic subunit type 2 alpha
Exons: 32
Coding region: 4110-9299 (1729 amino acids)
Biological process (GO): phosphatidylinositol 3-kinase/protein kinase B signal transduction; phosphatidylinositol-3-phosphate biosynthetic process; cell migration
Cellular component (GO): plasma membrane; phosphatidylinositol 3-kinase complex; cytoplasm
Molecular function (GO): 1-phosphatidylinositol-3-kinase activity; phosphatidylinositol binding; 1-phosphatidylinositol-4-phosphate 3-kinase activity
Source: RefSeq, a predicted model, not a curated record
AUAUGUGACCUCUGCACGCAUUCUCCAUUUGUUUCCGCUCUAGCGAGCAUGCUCGGCUGCCUCCUGAAUACUUAAACAGCACAGCUCCAAUGUUGUUUUAAUGUCUUAAAGCAGCACUACGCCACUCCCCUUUUUUUGUCAUAAUGCAGUGGAAGCCACUCAGUACUGGAGUUUGUCUUGGCGCAACUCUCCUCCUCUCUUCCCUUUCUUGCUUCCCGCUGCCAUAUACGGAUCUACUUGUGUUGGAGCGUACGCAUAUAUAGAGUCGGCGUCUAUUAGUGUUUUUGUUAGCAUAGCUUCAGUGUUCUUCUCCAGGCUGGUCUAACUAUUUAGGAUGGACCUUUGAGGAACAAAAGUGAACAGUAAUGCCAGUUGAUAUAACUCAACACAUCUCUUUGAGGUUGGGAUCUGGGAGGUUUUCAUGGCAUCAAAGAUAUCUGAUUGUUGCGAUGUACAAUGAUGUGACAUCACACACUUUUUUCUUCUAUCUUGGAAAAAGUCAGCUAAGGUGGAUUUUUUUGGGGGGGGGUAUUUCCUUCCAUUGUUUUCCUACUGACGGAAAUGGAACUAAUCUGUCCCAGUGUCCAAUUUGUCUUCAUCAAAAAAAUAACUCGCGCAUAGAAUUAUGUUAAGUUGUGGUUAUGGUAUGCUUUUAUUGUCAGUCCUCUCUAUUUGUGGAACAUAUUGAGGGACAAAAUAACUUUCUCAAGGGACCACAAAUAAUAAUAUUUUUUUAAAAAAACAUUAAACAAUAAUGCAAUCAUAACUAACCACCAAAUUCUUCUCCAUUCGUACAUACUCUUUGUUGUUUGGAAUGGUUAUAAAUGAAAGAGAUCUAAAGUCUCCCUUCAUCAGUGGAUCAUAGAUGUCAAGAUCACAACGUGCGUGAUGUUACAACACAUUACACAUUAGCUAUAAGCUAAGUUUAAAGUAAAUAAGCAACUGUAGUGUCCGUUGGCGAUUUUAUGAUGAUAACAGACAAAGGUGUGCUAAACUGUGCAUCUUAUUUUCUAACAUUGUUAGUGGUUGUGAAAAGAAGUGAACCACUGUGAAAUGCAAAAGUAUUAAAACAGUCCAACUUAACUUUGCCAACAAGUGAUGGCCCUAUGGUGAAACUAGAGUGUGUCCGCUUGGUGGUUAGCUCACUAGCUACUGGCUGUCAUGAAAAGCUAACAUAGUAAUAUUAAAAUCUUAGAACCCUCUUUCUUUAAUGAAGAAUGACAAAAGUGUGCUAAGUUGCACCUCUUGCGUCUUAUUUUAUACCCUUCUUCAUGGUCAUAUAAUUGUAAAAAAGAUAAACCACUUCAAACGACUAAAACAGGCUCGCUAAAUUUAACUGACACUUGUAACUUUGUGUAUAACUUAGUCUACUUACAUUAUUCUGCCGCAAAAAAGAACUGACAAGCAUAUCGGUGGUUAAGUACGUAGUGCUACGAACCAAUCAGUGGGGAUUCGGAUUGAAUAGCAAAUCAAAAUGGAAAAAAAAUGCAUCCCGAAUCAUAAUUUUCACAUUCGAAUGAAAACGAAUCAAAGUAUGCAUUUUAUUCUGAAAAGAGCUGCAAUGCUUUUGAUUACUUGAGCGGCCAUUUUGACUUAGGCCACUGUGCAUCGCUUCUGCGCACGUACGCAUUGUAUCUUCACUGAGCUCGCCAUAAAGUUUGUUUUACAAAAAAAACGAGCUCUCCGCUGAAGGAGGCUUGCAUUUAGGGUAGCUCUCCAAUGAGCUGCACGGAUACCAUGGAAGCCCCACCACGGAAGUUGUAAAGGAGCCGUUGCUGGAAAGGGGGACCACGGCACGGUGGAAGAUUUAAUGGGGAAAAAGUUGCUCAAGGCUGCCCUUUGUCACCGAUUCAAAACAUGCCAGCAUGCUCGCUUACCAGUUCAAUAGAUGGUUUUCAAAUAGUCAAACUGGAUUUUUAAUUUGUUGGACUGUUAUUUUGGAGUAGUACAAGGUGUAAGUCAUUAGUCUAGUCAUUUGUCACUGUCAAUACAAAUAGUGAUUUGAGUUUUAGGGGGCAAGUCUGAGCACUAUCAAAAACCCAUAGAAAAAGCAAAACGCACACAAGUAGGAUGAACUGUCUUCCUUUAGACUGAGCUCUCGCGUGACCGUCUGACGUCUCGCAUGAUAGUUGAGCUUAUCGGAAUAGGCCACUAAAUAGCCAAGCCAAGUUUUGUUUUAUAGCGUGACAGCAAAUUGACUGAGCAUUACGUGACAUUGGUUUUGAGGCCAAAAUAUGAUGACUGUACUUGCUCAGGUUAGUUGCGCUGCCCGCUGGUGUGAGUGCAGCUGAUAACACAGUCUUGUUGAUGAGAGAGCGAGGGCAAGCCAGAGACAUUGAGAGAGAGAGAGAGAGACAGAUCGAGAGAGACAGACAGACCCCCCUCAGGUUGCUUAGUAUGCCAAAUUCUUGAGCCGCACAAUGGUGUGAGGCGAGCUCCAACAUUAGCCAGCCUCCUCCACCACAAUGGGAGCAGAGUGGGGGUUUGUCGCUCAGUAGUGCCUGGCGAGAGAAGGAACUCACUCAACCCUGAGGUGGCGAGAUGAAUGGCAGCUUUGAGGAGUGCGCUGUUUUGUUUUUUUCAUUAGUUUUUUUUAGCACUUGCUAGCAGGUCGAAGUGGUCGUGGGAAGUUUUUCGACACGAUCAAGUCGAAGUGAACCACUUGAGAGGUUAAGUGUACUAGCUAGGAGGUUAGCAUCAUCUUCAUGAUGAUUGGAAGAACAGAAUUUUGAAAACAUUCGCAUCAAAAUAUUGUGUACAAUAAAGUUAAAAAUGAUCUUAAUGAAAUGUAAGGUUUCUACCCCACCCCUCCUGCCCUUCGCUUAUUGAAAAAGAACAUGAAUUUUGAAACUUUAAUUUUUUCCCACAAGUAAUAGAUUUUUUGUCAUAGAUAAUGUGAAAAUAAGUGCGUCCUUUUGGAAAGUGUGCCUUUUGUAUAGAUAAUGUGAAAAUAAGUGCGUCCUCUUGGAAAGUGUGCCUUUUGUCAAAACGUACUCUAUGUAUACACGAGCCGUAAUAUAUUUAAAUGUUUAGUACUUUGGUACUGGUUAGAGCGUCUGCCUCACAGUUCUGAGGUCCGGGGUUCAAUCCCUGGCCUGUGUGGAGUUUGCAUGUUCUCCCCAUGCCUGCGUGGGUUUUCUCCGGGCACUCCGGUUUCUUCCCACAUCCCAAAAACAUGCAUGUUAGGUUAAUUGACAACUCUAAAUUGCCCGCAGGUGUGAAUGUGAGUGCGAAUGGUUGUUUGUUUGUAUGUGCCCUGCGAUUGGCUGGCAACCAGUUCAGGGUGUACUCCACCUCCUGCCCGAUGAUAGCUGGGAUAGGCACCAGCACGCCCGCGACCCUAGUGAGGAGAAGCGGCUCAGAAAAUGCAUGAUGGAUGGAUGGAUAGUUAGAUCAGCUGCUUGCUUCGUCGCAAACCCCCUAGCAAACCCCCUAGCUCCACCCCAUUGUGGUAACAAAAGCCAUGCCUGGCUAAUUUCAGUGAAACUUGAAAUUGGGCUGUAAUACUUGAUCCUUGGGGUGUUAAGAUACCUGGAAACUGUUGUAAAUUGUGGAACAGAUGUGUAGUAUGGCUCCCUUAAUGUUUUGAUUUUUGUAGUUGCAAUUUUAAGUUGCUCUGCCUGAUUAUAAGUGUGUUGUUGAUGUUAAGAAUCCAGCCUAAAUAAAGUGCAGUUCAAUACAUUUGCAUUUACUUUUAAAAUGUUUUUAAAAUUUCUUUAGGCACAACUUUUAUUUAACUUUUGUGAAAUACAUUUUAAUUUAAUCUGAUAUACAGUAGUUUAUUUUUAUGUAUUUAAGGGGGCUUUAAUUUUCAAACUAUGCAUACUUCUGCAGUGGCUUAUUAAAUAUACUUUUUAGGCAUAAAACCCUAGUCUCAAAUUUUGAUGAAAACCUACUACGCUUAAUGUUGGUCAUGAUGGUGGUACUUUGAGAGCCAAGUAUUUUUUUAGGUAGUAUUUGGUGUAAAACCUUUUAAGAACCACUGAGCUAUUUGAAAGCGUAAUAUACAUUCAUUUUUACUCUGUCCCUUCUUUGUAGGUGUAUGAGGCUUUAUUUCGCAGUCCUGAUAUAAAAAGCCGUCAUGCUCAUGGCCCCUCCCAGUUGAUGCUAUGGCCCAGAUAUCGAGAGGUAAUGGGUUUAAGCUGGAUGUCCCCCAGCCAAAGGGGCUUGUGGGUAAAGAGGAAGCCCUCCGAAUGGAAGAAGAGGCUUUAGCAAAGCUCCAGAGGGACAAGAAGCAAACAUUUUCCUCAUCUCCUACUGCGGCGCCCUCCCCCAAGUCAAAGAAGCCCAAGUCCACCACCAUUGCUUCUGCUUUUGCUGCGCCCCAACGUUUGCCAGCCUCGAAGAGACCAGAAAAGGACCUCAUUGUGUUCCCCGAGACCAAGAAGCAGCCAGAGGCCAACAAGUUCAGGGACAUUGAUGUGGACAAGCUGACCAAUGAGGAGCUGGAGAAACUCCUGCUGGAUGAAAACUUUGGGGCCAACAGUAAAGUGUCCCGCCCGUCGUCGCUGCUGGGCUUUAAUCUCAGCGCCUCCUACCCCGGUGGCCAUACGUGCAGCUCAUCCCCUUUCCAAGGUUCCCAAUGGACGCCUAUCUUAUCCACGCCGUCAAACUCCACAGUGUCCACGCCCACGCAUCAGCCGGCACCCCUGUUCCCUUCUGCGCCGUUCCCCAAGCCAGGGGCGUUUCAGAAUGGCUUCACUCCGGCCAUGUCGCCCUUCAUGGCGCUGCCUGCCCAGCAGACCUCUUUCUUGGCCUUCACUCCCAUACAACCUGCCACUACCGCCACCACCAUGGUGUUCCCCCCGCCGCCUGCUGUGGACCCAGAGAUGGCAAAGCUCUUUGAUAAGAUUGCCAGCACCUCAGAAUACUUGAAGAAUGGCAAGUCGGCCUGCAGUGACCUAGAUUCCGCUCCAGUCUGCUCUGCCUCCCUGGCACCCAACCCGGCGGCCCAGCAGCCAGCGGCGACGGAAUCCACGUGCAUCAGCCGCUUCGACUGGCUGGAUCUGGACCCGCUGACCAAGCGCAAAGCCGACAACGAGGAAGCGGGCACGUCGCCGGGGGAUGAUCCGGAGGUGGCUCAAGGGCUGUCUGGGGGGGACCCCUGGGACGCAGUGCUCGAGACGGAAGGGAAAAGUAGUAGCAGCAGCACCCCGCUUGAGGGGAAGGCGUCUGGGUCUGCCCGGUCCCAACCGAGGAGGGCUUCGACAGGGGCAGCUGUCACAAGGAGCCACUCGCUCAACAUCCCAGGAACUUCCUCGCCGCACAAAGCCAACAGUCAGCCCAUGCAGGACAAGGGGAAAGGAAAAGGUCUUGUGAAGAAUGACGCCCUGGAACAAGAAGACGCUCAGAACCUGGAGGUGGUGGCCUUCUGCAAAGACGUUGCGAGCCUCCGCUCCAAAUUCCCUCACGGCGACACGGCCACAAACCCCGGCUACAUCCGCAGUCCCGUCAUCGCCCAGAGGGAUGCCGGAGGGGACACCAGCUGCUCUGUGAAGGUGUCUAUUGAGAUCUCCGACUCUCAGCAACCCGUGACCUUUACAUGUGACGUGAAUUCUCCAGUGGAGCUCCUGAUCAGUCAGACCCUCUGCUGGGUCCACGAUGACCUGGAUCAGGUGGACUUCUCCAGCUACCUGCUCAAAGUGUGCGGCCGGGAGGAAGUACUGCAGAAUAAACACAGCCUGGGCAGCCAUGAGUACGUCCAGAACUGCAGGAAGUGGGAGAAUGAGAUCACAUUACAGCUUCUCUCUCACUCCACCAUGAGACGGGACUUGGCUCGCACUGUGGAUGAUGACAACGUGUCCAUAAAUUUGGAGAAACAUCUAAGCUAUGUAGAGCGACCGUUUAAGGAGACUGCCACUAGACAAGGCUUGAUUGACUACCUGGAAGGUUAUCACAACCAAGUCAACAUCUGCCUACAAAAUGAGAGUACCCAGUACAAGACUGUGGACCGGGUGAUGCAGACGGUGAAAAAUUUCUGCUGCGCUCUGGACGAGGUGGAGACUCAGGCUAUUGCAGAGGGCGUCAAAAGGCUACGACACUCUGUCAACCUCCCCAGGACGCGCUCGCCCAAGAUGGGGUCCCCGUCGCCUGGGAAGGCAGCAAAUGGCCACGCCAGCCCAGUAGACGAGAGCAUGGCACUGCUCACCCAGGCCGUCUACAGCUUGGCCAAGCUCUACCUUCGCUCUUUCUGUGCACCAUCCACCUCAGUCAGCUCGCCCUUGCUCAACGGAGAAACGGCGGAGGACCAGCGAAGCAGCAAAGAAGCCUCCGGAACCACGGACCACCUCCAGUUCACCCUCUAUGCUCUUCACGGCAUUCCGGCCAACUGGGUCAGCAGUUACGAGAAAUACUUCUUGGUGUGUUCUCUCACCCACAAUGGCAAAAACCUCUUCAAGCCAGUGCAGUCCAAGAGAGUGGGCACAUACAAGAGCUACUUCUACCACCUCAAAUGGGAUGAGCUGAUCAACUUCCCCAUUGCGGUGGCAGUGCUCCCACUGGAGUCCGUCCUGGGCCUGACUCUGUACGGCGUUCUCAACCAGAACGCCGGAGGCUCCCCGGACUCCAACAAACAGAGGAAGGCCCCAGAGAUGCUGGGCAAAGUGUCGAUGCCACUAUUUGACUUCAGAAGAGUUCUUGCCAGGGGUACAAGGCUGUUAUGUUUGUGGUCAUCAGUACAGGGAGCUGCUGCUGGCUCUGCAGGCGGCCGCAAAAAGAUGCCAGCAGAGAGAAUUGUGCUGCAGGUGGAUUUUCCCAACUCUGUACUGGAUGUUUUAUAUGUGGGACCUCAGGAGGCCCCCAGUCCAGAGCCCAACCCAACGGAGGAGCUUGAUCCUGACCUCCGACGUAAACUGCAGAAAAUCUGCAGCCGAGCAUCCAAUUUUGGGCUUAAGCGGGCCGACCACCAGCUCCUCUGGGACUACCGGCUGCACUGCCGGUGGGAUCACCCCAGCAGCCUGCCCAAGGUGCUGGCUAGUGCGCCCAGCUGGGACUGGGCCAGCAUGGCUCACAUCCACUCGCUGCUUCAUCACUGGCCCCCGCUGCUGCCUGUCACUGCGCUGGAACUGCUCGACUCCAAGUUUGCAGACACCGAGGUGAGGCGGGUGGCGGUCAGCUGGGUUGAGGAGAGUACUGAUGACGAGCUGGCUGACUACCUACCGCAGUUGGUGCAGGCUUUAAAGUUCGAUUGUCACCUCAAGAGUGCCCUCGUAAUGCUGCUACUUUCCAGGGCGCUCGGCAACAUCAACAUAGCGCACUACCUCUACUGGCUGCUAAAGGACGCCGUGCAGGAUGCGGUGUGGGGGCGACGUUAUGAACGCGUGCUUGGCGCCCUAUUGUGCCUGUGCGGGACCAAACUGCGGGCCGAGCUGGAGAAACAAACCCAGUUUGUCACGUUGCUUGGAGCCGUGGCCGAGAGGGUGAGACAAGCCGGAGGGUCCACGAGACCGGUGGCACUUCUGGAGGGUCUUGAAAGCGUUCAAAACUUUUUCCAGAGAAGUUACUGCCGACUUCCCCUCUUCCCCAGUCUGGUGGCCAAGGAGCUCAACAUAAAAGCCUGCUCCUUCUUCAACUCCAACGCUGUCCCACUCAAGCUGGCUCUGGUUAAUGCAGACCCGCUAGGAGAGGAGAUCAAUGUUAUGUUCAAGGUAGGAGAAGAUCUCAGGCAGGACAUGCUUGCGCUGCAGAUGAUCCGCAUCAUGGACCGCAUAUGGCUGCAAGAGGGGCUGGACCUUCGCAUUGUUAACUUCAAAUGCAUCUCCACGGGCAAGGACAAAGGCAUGGUGGAGCUGGUGCCAUCCUCCGACACCCUGAGAAAGAUCCAGGUGGAGUAUGGCGUCACCGGUUCCUUUAAGGACAAACCGCUGGCCGAGUGGCUUCGCAAGUACAACCCUGCCGAAGACGAGUACGAGAAGGCGUCUGAAAACUUCAUCUACUCAUGCGCAGGCUGCUGCGUGGCCACCUACGUGCUGGGCAUCUGCGACCGCCACAACGACAACAUCAUGCUGCGCUCCACUGGCCAUAUGUUCCAUAUAGACUUCGGCAAGUUCCUCGGCCACGCCCAGAUGUUUGGCAGCUUCAAAAGGGACCGAGCCCCAUUCGUGCUGACCUCUGAUAUGGCGUACGUCAUUAACGGCGGCGAGCGUCCCACGAGUCGCUUCCAGCUAUUUGUCGACCUCUGCUGCCAGGCCUACAACCUCAUCCGCAAGCACUCCGGCCUUUUCCUCAACCUGCUGUCACUGAUGACGUCGUCGGGGCUUCCGGAGCUGACGGGUUCUCAGGAUCUGAAGUACGUUUAUGACGCGCUGCAGCCGCACAAUACUGAUGCAGAGGCCACCAUCUUCUUCACCAGACUAAUCGAGUCCAGCCUGGGCAGCGUAGCCACCAAGUUCAACUUCUUCAUUCACAACCUGGCCCAACUGCGCUUCUCUGGUUUGCCGGCUAACGACGAGCCCAUCCUGUCCUUCUCGCCCAAGACGUACACCAUGAAACAAGAGGGCCGCAUCCUCCACGCCGCCAUCUUCUCCUUCCAGAAGAGAUACAACCCAGACAAGCACUAUACGUAUGUAGUGAGGCUGCUCAGGGAAGGCCAGAACGAGCCCCAGUUUGUCUUCCGCACUUUUGAUGAGUUUCAGGAGCUUCACAACAAACUCACCAUCAUCUUCCCGCUCUGGAAACUGCCAAGUUUCCCGAGUAAAAUGGUCCUGGGCCGCACCCACAUCAAGGAGGUGGCUGCCAAGAGGAAGCUGGAGCUUAACAGUUACAUCCACAACCUGAUGAGGAGCUCUGCCGAGGUCACACAGUGCGACCUGAUCUACACUUUCUUUCAUCCGGUGGCGCGGGAUGACAAGACGGAAGGUUUGGAGGCGACCUCAAGAGUUCCUGACCCCCCAUUGAGUCCUACUUCGGGCCGCGUGGAAGGCGAGGUGAAACUGUCCAUCUCGUACAGGAAUAGCACACUCUUCAUCAUGGUCAUGCACAUUAGAGAUCUGGUGUCUGAAGAGGGGACGGAUCCCAACCCAUACGUGAAGACAUACCUGCUCCCGGAUCCCCACAAGACCUCCAAGCGGAAGACCAAGAUCUCGAGGAAAACCAGAAACCCAACUUUCAACGAGAUGCUGGUGUACAGCGGCUACAGCAAGGAGACGUUGGGCCUGCGUGAGGUGCAACUCAGCGUGCUGAGCGCAGAGUCCCUGCGUGAGAACUACUUCCUGGGUGGGAUCACACUGCGCCUCAAAGACUUUGACCUGGGCAAGGAGACAGUCAAGUGGUACAAGCUCGCUGCUGUGCCCUACUUCUAAAAAAAAACAAAAAAACAAAAAUCCCACCUGGAUUGUUUCUGUGACAAAACAAUCUCAGCUUCCUUUUUUGUCUCUCCUUCUAAACUUUAACAAUGAGCUGUAAUGUUUUGUACAUUUUGAUAUUAGAGGACCAAAACUGCUCACUUACUCAAGAGUAAAUAUAAAUAUAUAUAGAGAGAUAGACGUGUUUAUUUUUUAAGGACUAGAAAGAAAAGGGUUUUUUACAGGUUCUCCUUCCUUUGGGGGGCGUCACAGUUUGCUGCUUUUACCGCAGAUACUUUGGGGUAGUUUGACACAUCAGAUUCCAAGUAAUAAACUACAGGAGUCUCCCUGAAAAUGUAAAGUAUGUUACUUUUACUGCAGACACUCUUUGGGUAAUUUGACACAGCAGAUUCCAGGUAAUAAACUACAGGAUUUUCCCUGAAAAUUUAAAAUUUGCUGUUAUUACUGCAAACACUUUUGGGUAGUUUGACUCACCAGAUUCCAGGUAAUGAAUUACAGGAUUCUUCCCGUAAAUGUAAUGUUUGCUGUUUUUAUCGCAGACACAUAUGGUGUAGUUUGAGAGAAGGUUCAAGGUAUUAAACUACAGCAUUCUCCCUGAAAAUGUGCCAAAUUUAGCCGAAAAGGGCGGCAAAAUCCGACUACUUAAACAGGUGCCUUAGCGAUGAAUCACAAUCUCUUUUAAUGUGGCCUUACUGUUAGAUUUUUUUUCAAUAACCUCACAAGUCAAUAUAUUCUGAAAAUGUCAGUUUUUUGUUGUUGUUGUUGGGUUUCUUGGGUAAAGAUGGGCUUCCACUAAUUGCAAACUAGCUGGUAUUAAUGGAAAGAGAGCACACUUUUAGGGGAGUUUGGGACUUCACUUCCAGUGCCUACACAUUCAUUUGGAAUGUUCUGGGUUUCUCCCAAUCAGCACUUUUACACACUCACACAUGGAAAUAGAAGAAGGGAACAAGAAAACUCACUAAAGAUGUUUUCCAGCUCCUUGCAAGUGUCUUCACAGAUCAUGACUAUAAUGACCAUUCAUGAAAAAGCGACACUUACUUUAAUGAUUAAUACCAACUUGGUUCCCUCUGUUAGUGUCUGUAUAAACAGAGUGUUUGUGUUAACAUGGCCAGUUAUUUAUUUUUAAUUGGUGACUUGUAACUCCCCCCCCCCCCCCCCCUCAACGGAUCAGUGUGUGUACUGUCAUCCCUCUUUCCUAAAGCAAAUUAAAUGUUUUUGAAACAAA